GUCACCAUAACCACGUUCUCCAGAAAUUAGCCCAAAUUAUUAAUCGCUUUGAAAUGUUUCACAAAAUUUGUGUUUCCGUCACCUCGUUAUUUAUAAAUUUCGCUGUGACCUCAUUUUCCACAAAUUUGACACCCCGUGAAAACGGCUUCCUCCCGCCAUACGUGAAUAGAUACUGUACUAGUUACUUUUCCUCCGACUUUGUCCAUUACGGCUGCUGUGACAAAAAGUUUCCGGAAUCACAUUGCUUUUUGAACGAUUGGGGGACGCGAGAUGCAGUUUGCGAGACACAAAAUUUGCAGGCUAAUCGGUUCAAUUUUACUUGUUCGAACUCCAUCCUCGAUCAUAACUGCACUGUUCCGAAGGGGACGUUUUUCUGCUGUUCAAAGGAUGCUCCGCUUAGACCGGAUAAUCGACCCAUCCGCCCAGUACCUGACUCCAGGGUAUGUGGAACAAUGACCACGGACAGGUUCCAGCAGUUCGGACCGGGGAAUUUGACCGUGCUAGACGUCGCUGAACACCACGAAUGGGGCGAGUCACACUUUAUAGGGAUUUCUGCUGUCUUAAAAGCUGGCACGAAUUAUGUCAACGUCACCAGUGCCAACUGCAUCGUGUCAAUCUGUUACACAGACUCAGAAUGGGAUGCAAACUGCCUCCACUUUCACUAUGGAAGUAGUAUGUACAAUGGGAUAUUUUCAGACAAUGAAUUCGGCCGUGUGACAACAUCAAUAAGCUGCGGAUGUUUGGCAAACCCAUCCGCCAGUGAGGAAUGCACUUUUGGAGACGCUGAUUCCGACAACGGGACUGACUUGAUAACAUCCUCCUGUUCAAAUCGCCCCAUGGAUGCCGACACGUGCGCCCUGCUCUAUCAAGAGUGGGGUUGUGAAUCAUGCUUCUAUCAAGAGAUUCGACUAACGACAAGUAAUUUUACGUUCAAACCCACGAAUUAUGCGGUAAUACGUUCGCUCAGAGUGAAUAGUGGCUGCAGCAUUAGGGCAUCUUCCAUCAUGGGUUUCCAAGAUUUCAAUGCAACUUCGAGCAUAAUUCCGGAGUUCUUCAAGACAAUCCAUCCCACAAAUGGUCCGCACGCAGCCCAGUUUAAUUCUUUCGAUUGCACCUGUGGACCUAAAACUGUGACAGAUGAGGUUGGUAUGUCAGCCGGGACUAUUGCUGGUAUUGCGGUUCUAUCUGUGAUAGCUGUGUCAAUCGUGGCAUUUGUUUUACUGAGAAGGAGAAACCAAAAAGUUAAAUUUACCAAGAAAGAGACAGACGCACUUAAGGUGGAGCUAUUUGGGGACGGUGUCGAACCAGAUGUCGAAGGAUCACAGGACACAAACACAGAUUUGACAAAUACCAAAGUUGAAGUGGAUUAUUCCCUCAAGAAACAAAAUAUUGCUGUAUACAAAAACCAAUUUUUGGGGAAGGGAAACUACAGCGUGGUUUACAAAGGCGUUUUAACCUCUGGAAGUGACAGUGCCGUUGUUGAUUGCGCAAUUAAAACCGUAGACGAAAAAACGGCGAGAAUCGACGAUUUGAAGCUUCUCAUGAACGAGAUAAGGAUUAUGUCCGUGAUUGGAAGACAUGCCAAUAUUGUCUCUUUUCUCGGAUAUUACUGCAACUUCCACCCAUCUAAAUGGGAAUUUCUGUGCCUGACGGAAUUAUGUCUCGGAAACCUGCAUGAGCGCUUACGUCUAGCUAAAAAUUCCAUUGUACACAAAUCAUCUUCCUCGGUAGCAGCACAAUUGCAGAAGGCAGGAUACGUUUAUUACGAGGAUAGUACCGAUCUUGAAAAAUCUAACGAUAACGUCCCUGAUAACGGUGAUACCAACAAAACUGUCACCACACAAGACAUGCGGCGGUGGUGUGGCGAGAUUGCGGAUGGGAUGGAUUAUCUAAUUUCUAAAAAUCUUCUUCACAUUGACCUGGCAACAAGGAACAUUUUACUAUCUACAGAACAAACGGCAAAAAUUAGCGAUUUCGGAUUAUCCAAGAAGCUGUACGAAUCCCUGUACUAUAAAAAAGUGCAAGGCGGAAACAUGUGGCUUCCAAUGAAAUGGAGUGCCUUCGAGUCCUUGAUGAGCUUAAAGUUCUCCUCCCAAUCAGAAAUUUGGUCAUAUGCGGUUACCGUUUGGGAAAUAUUCAGCUUUGGCGACGAGCCGUACCCAGAAGUUUGCGACAUGGUUGACUUAAUCCGACUCUUGAAUAGCGGAGAUCGACUGGACUGUCCAAAGCGGUGUGAUCAAGAAACAUACGAGCUAAUGAAGCGAUGUUGGGAAAUUGACGAAAAUCAGCGGCCCAGUUUUGUCGAGAUGAGUAUAUUCUUCAAGUCUGCAAACGAAUAGAAUUUAUUAAAUCAUGAAAAGUCUUUUUAAAUUUAAAAUUAAGCGUAGCAACAUCUCUUGUGGUUGUAGAAUAUUGCUGACAACUUUGUUAUCUGUAGUCAAUUGUCUAAUUAAAUUUUAAUUUUACUUAGAAUAUUUAUAAGAUUUAAAAAUUUGUCGUUUUUAUCCAGUAUUUCUUUUUGGAUGUACAAAACGGUUUGGGGGUGGUUAAGAUCGCUUUUGUCCGAACAUAAUGAUGAUUGUGUGGUCAAAAGUGGCAUUUUGACCGCUUAUAACCGGUGGAUAAUUUGGUUUUAACCAGUCAAAACACUAUUUUUAUCCAGUACUGUGUAAUACUCCAUGUGUAUAAAUAUCUGCAUACAUAAGAGAGCAUGAAUGAGUCGUCGUUUUUUGCGACGACUUAUGAAAGUGUAAAAAUAAACCCAACUUUGUCUAAGAAGACAGUUUGUGUUAUGUACAAAGAUUGCAUAUCUGAAUACGGACGAGUUUAAAAUCUACAUUCGUCUAUGAAUAUAUUUAGAAUCAUCUGUGACUUUUGUCCUAAGUCGAUUUCAAAAUAUUGGGUAACAACAGACGUAAGUAAAUAAAUUGUAACGUAUGAAUCAGUAAAAUUAUUACCAUAAAAACAAAACCAGUAAGACAAUUUUACAUAAAAUAUUUAACUGUGGAUUUGAUAUUGGUAUAAAUUACAAGUAAUUCUAAACAUAUUUUGACACAGAGUAUAGAAAGAGUGAAAAUGGAGGAAAUUCACAAUUUGCGAUAUGCAGUGACACGUCUCCUGGAAGAAGUGGAGGCGUUGCAAAUGAAGGCAGCAAAUGUGCAAAAACUCUGCACUUUCUCCCUGCGUGGGAAACGUCUCAUUUUGUAUACUAUUGCCAUUCUGUAUUUUCUGGUCUUCUUGCUCGCGGGGAUAGCUUGGAAAUGGUAUAACAAUGGUUGUAAGUGUGCUGAAUGAUAAAAUUGGCCCAUUAGUAUUUAGAGAAAUUCUAUGUUAAACAGCACAUCUGUUACCUCUUAGGUUUUUUCUGAUAAAUGUAAGCUUAAAAUUUUUUUCAUUCAUUAGUUCUGGACAAAAUUGUCAAAAUUAUGCAAUUGGGGGAAAUAAAGCUGAAAUAAAUUA
This is a messenger RNA of Folsomia candida, 3459 nucleotides long. Its product is annotated as insulin-like peptide receptor. Gene Ontology annotation, molecular function: transmembrane receptor protein tyrosine kinase activity; ATP binding. The transcript is spliced from 14 exons. Lineage: Eukaryota; Metazoa; Arthropoda; Collembola; Entomobryomorpha; Isotomidae. The record is from RefSeq and is a predicted model, not a curated record. Bases 54 to 2339 code for a protein of 761 amino acids. Gene Ontology annotation, cellular component: signaling receptor complex. Gene Ontology annotation, biological process: cell surface receptor protein tyrosine kinase signaling pathway; positive regulation of kinase activity; multicellular organism development.